Girardinichthys multiradiatus is the source of this 5086-nucleotide messenger RNA. RefSeq names its product acyl-CoA synthetase long chain family member 3a (gene acsl3a). The transcript is spliced from 16 exons. The record is from RefSeq and is a predicted model, not a curated record. Gene Ontology annotation, biological process: long-chain fatty acid metabolic process; long-chain fatty-acyl-CoA metabolic process; neuron differentiation. The coding region runs from base 525 to 2684 and encodes 719 amino acids. Gene Ontology annotation, molecular function: long-chain fatty acid-CoA ligase activity. Gene Ontology annotation, cellular component: lipid droplet; plasma membrane; endoplasmic reticulum. Lineage: Eukaryota; Metazoa; Chordata; Actinopteri; Cyprinodontiformes; Goodeidae.
GCGCGUGGCCUUGCUUUCUUCUGACCGCCAGUAACCCGUGCAUCACCUCGAGACCUCCUUCUAUCUAUCGCUGGCCGGCCUCUAGCACGCGCCACUUUCACGGGUCCAAUCACAACGCAGAGAAGGCCCCCUCCCUUUCUUCUUCUCUCUCCCCACGCACCCUGCCAUCCACACGCGCGUUCCAUAUUCCAUAAACAACAACACGGACGCGUAUGGGCACUCUCGGAGCUCGCUGUGCGCGCAGCAUCCACAGACAGACGCAAAGAGUCGGUGUGUGAGGAGACGGGCUCGGGCUCAGCCGGAGAAGCUGGCAGCUGGUCGGAAACCUUCGCCGUGGGUCGCAGUGAAGCUGGUGCCUGUCAACGGGCGGAAGGCUGAGCACCCUGGACAGGACAAGUGACAUUAUCUUUCAGGAAAGGAAUUUGAAACUCUAGAAGAAAACAAAACCCUAACAGAAGAAAACCUGAGCACCUCAACAGCAGGAUUAGUGUCUUCCUCCUCCUUCAUCCUUCAUCUCCACGGAAAUGAGGCUCAAAGAAGACCUGAACCCCAUGCUGCUGCUCCUCUUCCACCUCAUGGUGUGGAUCUACACCGCAAUCACCUUCUUGCCUUCCUACCUCCUCAGCUGGAUCUCCAGAUCCCACAGGAAUUCUUAUGGAUCAGAGGAGGAACGGGCCAAGAGACCCAAGGCUCGUUCGGUUCUGGGACGCCCAGAGGGACCCUACAGAGCCGUCAGCACCACCAAAAGACUCCUUUCAUCCCUGCACCCAGGAGUGGAUACACUAGAUAAGAUGUUCGAGUAUGCAGCCAUGAGGUUCCCCCAUAGAGACUGUCUUGGGAUGAGGGAAGUGGUGACAGAGGAAGAUGAGCGACAGAGCAACGGGAAGGUGUUCAAGAAGGUAGUCCUUGGGGAGUACCACUGGCUUUCCUAUAGGGAGGCUCUGACAGCAGCAACUCAGCUGGGCAGCGGUUUGGCAUCUUUGGGUCAGCGGCCUAAAACCAACAUUGCCAUAUUCUGUGAGACCCGCGCAGAGUGGUUGAUAGCUGCCCAGGCCUGCUUUGCAUACAACUUCCCUUUGGUCACACUUUACUCCACUCUGGGAGGUCCAGCCAUUGCUCAUGGACUGAAUGAGGCUCAAGUCACCCAUAUUAUCACCAGCAGAGAACUCCUGGAGACCAGACUGAAGGCUAUCUUACCUGAAGUCCCAAGGCUGCAGCAUAUCAUUGUAGUUGACAAAAAACCAACCACGUGGCCUGGCUAUCCACGGGGCAUCAGCAUCUACAACAUGGCCACUGUUCAGAAGCUGGGAGCCAGACCGGAGAAUGCAACAUUUGAGCGUAAACAGCCUUUGUCUUCAGACAUUGCCGUCAUCAUGUACACCAGUGGUUCCACAGGCAUCGCAAAGGGCGUUAUGAUCUCCCAUAGCAACAUCAUUGCCAGCAUUACAGGGAUGGCGGAAAGGAUACCUAACCUGAGUGAAGACGACACCUAUAUUGGGUAUCUCCCUCUUGCUCAUGUGCUUGAGCUGUGUGCAGAACUCGUAUGCAUUUCUCAUGGCUGCCGGAUCGGCUAUUCCUCACCUCAAACACUUGCUGACCAGUCAAGCAAGAUCAAGAAAGGAAGCAGGGGAGACACUAGUGUCCUACAGCCCACUCUGAUGGCAGCUGUCCCGGAGAUUAUGGACCGUAUAUAUAAAAAUGUGAUGACUAAGGUGGAGGAGAUGAACAGUUUCCAGCGAACACUCUUCAUUCUGGCAUAUAACUACAAACUGGAACAGCUUUCAAAAGGAUACAGCACACCACUGUGUGACAGGUUUGUGUUCAGGAAAGUUCGUUCUCUGCUCGGUGGUCGAACACGAGUUUUGUUAUCAGGUGGAGCUCCACUUUCUGCCGCCACACAGCGCUUCAUGAAUGUGUGUUUAUGUUGCCCAGUGGGUCAGGGAUAUGGCCUUACAGAGACCUGUGGUGCUGGCACUAUAUGUGAAUACUGGGAUUAUAGCACCGGUAGAGUGGGAGGGCCUCUGGUUUGCUGUGAGAUUAAGCUCAAAGACUGGGUGGAGGGUGGUUACCGGAGUACUGACAAGCCUCAUCCCAGGGGAGAGAUUCUUAUUGGUGGACCCAACGUUACUAUGGGAUAUUACAACCUUGAGGCAAAGAAACAGGAGGACUUUUUGGUUGACGAAAAUGGCCAGCGAUGGUUCUAUACUGGAGACAUUGGAGAGAUUCAUGAAGACGGCUGUCUCAAGAUUAUUGAUCGUAAGAAGGACCUGGUGAAGCUCCAGGCAGGAGAGUACGUCUCCCUUGGAAAGAUAGAGGCCGUGUUGAAGAACUGCCCUCUGGUUGACAACAUUUGUGUCUAUGCUAACAGUGAUGAGACAUACGUGAUUGGCUUUGUGGUGCCCAAUCAGAAGCAGCUGCUGGCUCUGGCUGGCCAGCAUGGGAUCCGAGGGUCAUGGGAGGAGCUGUGCAACAUUAAGGCCAUGGAGGAGCUGGUUCUUAAGGUCAUCACUGAGGCUGCACUGACAGCUCAACUGGAACGCUUUGAAGUACCUCGCAAGAUCCGUCUAAGCCCAGAUCCCUGGACCCCAGAAACAGGAUUAGUGACCGAUGCAUUCAAGCUGAAACGCAAAGAGCUGAAAACACAUUACAAAGAUGAUAUUGAGAGAAUGUAUGGUGGAAAAUAACAACCAGGAGCAGCAGAACACUGUGCUUACAGUUGACUCGGAAAUAAUCUGUGCCCUCUCAGCAACUCUCCUCACCAGCACUCCUUCAUCUGUGUCCACAGAAUCAUAAUGUUUCUGAGGUCUAGGAUUCAAGGAUUUUUAUGUCAUACCAGCUCAUAUGUACAUGUUAUGGUAUGAAAUUCGAACUCGGUUCCCAGUUAAGAAGUCUAAUACUUAAGUAAAAAGAAAACUAAGUAUAAUAUACGAAGCUAAAUCUAAAAAUAAAAAGCAAUCAGUGAAAAUAGAUGCAGCAAAGAGCACAUCUAGUCCCUAGCUGAACCAUGGAGGUAGCAUUUGAUUGUGUUAUAAGUCACUGGACGACUUCCUAUAAGAAAACAUGCAGUUUAUAAUCCUGACAGAUUUUGGGUGAAAUCUUUAUUAUUGCAUAUGUGAGUUAUGAAACAGAGCAGGUGUUAUCUCAUCUGUUGAACUCUGGUCUUAAAGCUACAGUAGAAAUCCAUGUUUGCUGCCUCAUUCAUUUGUGCUUCCCAACAAGACACUAGAUUCAGGUCCUGCAUAUCUCAAAAUCAGUUUAUGUUAAUUAUGUUCUUUGUUUUAACUCAGAAACAUUAAGCUUCCUCCAGUGUUCACUUUGCUUAUCCUGCAGGUCAGGAGGCAGUUAACCUUUUUGUUCCUUUUCUUUUUGUCUCCACAUUGUUUGGGUUUCUUGUCUUUUUGUCUUGUUUAUUUUGUCUCCCACCCGCAGUCCAACUGUGGCCCUGCCUGAUCGUGGGACGUCUCGCAUCAAAACGUUCUGACACAGAAAGCACAAGGUCAUUGUAGGGCAAAUGACUAACAGAGAACAACUUCUGAGAGUGUGAAGAAAAUGCUUGCAUAACAGAUUAGGAAAAAUGACUGUUUAGUCAUUGCUGUAUUUGAUAAAUCAAUUGCAACAUAAAAUGUAUUAUUUCCGCCCAAGUAAGGCAGCUGAUUACAGACAGAACUAAGAAAGAAUCUAAUCUAACUUUUCCAGUAUGUGUAGAGAAGUGGUUGGAGUGUAAACACACUAUUUAAGUACACUUUUGCCUACGGACGUUUAUUCAGUUUCAAGCAUUCCAACAGUUUUGUCUUGUCUAGGAUUUGGAUUCAGUGUCACCUAACCCCUAAACCACGUGCACACACACACACACACACACAAUUAAAACCACACUGAGACAUUAAAAACCAUCAGCCAGAGUGUGGCUGGUCUUUGCAGGGUCUUGGAGAGGUCUUGUUGGGUGCAAGGAGAACACAGUGUGCUCCCCAUUACAGCGGAGCAAGAGAGUUCCCCAACUGGACAAGAUUUCUGUGAUGAGAUUGUGCUGUUAGGGUGCAUGUUUGGGUUUUGUGUGAUGGAGCCUGGUAGCAGCAGCAGUGUUAGCUUAUCCAUGACAGGCAUGAUUAGUCAUCAGAGUUUGAGGCAUGAGUGGCCACACAGACUCCAUGCCAAAGCUACAAUCUCAUUAUAUCCACAACAGGUUGGCAGCACUCCAAGUAGAGCUCUUAGUGUCCCACCUUUUCCACUUGUCCUUACUCAGCGCAGUUUGGUACGGCUCUACUCGCUUAUUAGGCUUUUAAUUCUGUAACAGUUACAUGAAACUGUUACUAAUUUUAGUACCCUCUUGUAUGCGGUUCCUACCAUGCAGUCUUGUGCUGUAAACGUGACGUCAGAAGACUUUGGAUCAUCACUGGGUACAAGGUGGCAUCGAUAGUCACAGCAUACAUAUAAUAAAAUAACUAAUAUUGUCAACCAUUAAAACGCUGGAUGCUGGGUUACUGUGUAUAUAACCACUAUAGCAGGCUAGCGUUAGCUUACCCUCACAUUUCCUUAAACUUGUACCGCUCCAUGGUUUCCCUCUCUCUCCUACAAAGAGUGCUUUGUAUUGCCGCCCGCAGCCUUCUCUGGCUCUGCUUUCACUCUGAGUCUGAGAAAAACCAUAGACCAAGCAGCAGGUCGACCAUUCUUGUUGUGUUUGCAUCACAUAUACAUAAUGUUACUUUUUUGGACUGUGGGGCCGCCUUACUUGCAACGAUCCCUCCAGCAUUGAGAUUGUAAUGGAAAACAAACCAAACAGGCAGAGCAGAACUGACCCGAGACAAACCACACUGAGUAGGAACUAGGAACUGACACAGAUUGUCACCUGUUGUUGCCUUUUUGUAAUUUAAAAAAAUGCCUUUGUAAUAUUAAACUGAUUCUUGAAUCAUAAUUAAUCACACAUACAGGUUUGUGGAUAGGCAGAGAAAGCAAAUGCAUGGCCGCUAUAGCAGUUUCAUUCCCUCUCCGUAUGAGAGCUGCUUUAUAACAUGACAACAUCCAACUAUUUAUUUGUAAUCUGCUUUUGGAAAAAUCAAAUCAAUUAAUUAAAGUUUUUGAUGAAACUGAA